UGGGCUGCCUGGCGGGGCCCAUGACGCUGCUGAAGCCGCCACCGCCCACGGCGAUGUCGCCGAUGCCGCUGCGAAUACCUGCGAUGCAGCUGAGACGCUGCUCCGUGGAUGCGGACUCUGACGGCGAGCAGGAGCACCUCACAGGCAUGGACGAGGACGACGCGGCCAUCGAUGUCGAGGCCGACGAGGAGCCCAUCGCAGAUCAGCCACAGUCGCAGCCGCAGCCACAGUCGCAGUCAUCCAAUGACUACGUUCGAUCAACGCCAUCAGCUGCGCCUCCGCCGUCUUCCAGCACUUUCGAGCUGCACACAAAGAACAAUAAUUGUUUUGAACGGAACGAGGCUGGUGGCCCCGAUUCGUCUAUGCCUUCUGCUGUCGAGGAGAAAUCGAUAAUCAGCAAGGCGCACUCCUACUGAACAGCUGUCCGCUCCCAGUGGCAUUGUAAAAUUCUAUUGAAAACUUUGACAAAAGGAUCAGCGGCUAAGUGCACAUCAAUUGGUUUCAAUGCUAACCACAAAGGCCAAAAAUUGAGGACGGCUCGCCGCGCCUCUUCCACAUAAUCGUUAUAAAGCUGUAAAGUUUCUGAAUAGUUUGUUCCUAAAGCUUUUGUAUAUACACAUACUACUUAUGUAGAAGUUCGCAUAACCAACUCAAGAGACCCACGGACGUGAACAUCUCAAGCUAAGCUCCUCUCUCUAUCUCUCUCUCACUCUGCUGCCCCGCUGCUCUCUCAUUGUAUAAAACUAAAUGCCUAUUGCUCAGUAGAUUUUAAGUCUCAUUUUGUAAAUGUAUCGCUUCCGUUUAUCGCUUUAUUUGCUUGUACUUUAGAGUGUAAAUAGGUAUUACAAAUAAAUAUAUAAAUAUGUGUUUUCCACUUA
Drosophila navojoa is the source of this 878-nucleotide messenger RNA. RefSeq lists its product as uncharacterized. NCBI's taxonomy places the organism in Eukaryota, Metazoa, Arthropoda, Insecta, Diptera, Drosophilidae. The record is from RefSeq and is a predicted model, not a curated record.